AUUCAUUUAUUUUUAAUGAGCGAGGCGCGUGGUGGAGUGUGGGAGGAGCAGCUGGUUGCUAAGAAGGUCCCCCUCCCGGAAGUUUACGUGAACGCAUAUAUGGUGCUCCAGCUUCCCUGCGCUUUCUGCAAUACAGGGCGGUCUCUUAGUGGAAAUAUGGCUGCCUCUGCAUCGGAGAAGAUACAACGCAGCAUUGCAAAUAACAGAAACGCUGUCGAUGAGCUAUCUUCACAGUCGAAAGAAAUAAUAAAACCUGAUAUAUCGGAGCUAACCAAAGAGGUGCGGACCAACAUCCUCUGCACUGUUGAAGGAUGUGGAAAAAUCCUUCCAAAUACCCCAGCCCUGAACAUGCACCUUGUUAAGUCCCACAGAGUCAAGGAUGGCAUUGUCAACCCGACUGUUCGAAAGGAUAUGAAAGGGCCACAAAAACUCUAUUGCUGUCCAAUAGAGGGAUGCCCAAGAGGACCAAACCGACCCUUCUCCCAGUUCUCUUUAGUCAAACAGCAUUUCAUGAAGAUGCACACUGAGAAGAAACACAAAUGUCUGAAGUGUAGCAACAGCUACAGCACCGAAUGGGACCUCAAAAGACACGCAGAGGAUUGUGGGAGAACAUACAGCUGUACAUGUGGCUGCCCUUAUGCUAGCCGUGCAGCACUUUUGUCCCAUACCUACAGAACUGGUCAUGAGAUUCCAGAUGAACACAGAUAUCCACCAGUGAAGAAAAGAAAAAUGGAACGCAUGAUCUGUAGUGCAACCAAAGUCCGACCCAUGGAGCAGACGUAUCCCAUGAUUGGGUCUGAAAAGGAACUGUCCGAGGGAGCCAUCCCUACCGAAGGAGCCUGGCAGACCCAUGACACUGCAAAACAAACUCCCAACCCUCCAAAAACCAUGCAGAAGCUCCUCCUGCCCAAGCCUAAAAUGGCCCUGGUCAAUGUUCCUGUGAUGCAACUAGCCCACCUUCCAGUCCUCCUUCCUUCGGCAGAUAGCAGUGCCUUGAGGUCUGUCGUUCUGGCUUUAGAUUCACAAGGCUCCUUUAGCGCUGUCCAUCUUCUCCCUCAGUCUUUUGGAACAGUCAUGCCUGCACUAAACACCAAGAAUUUAACCUUUAAAGACACUGUACCAUUCUCCAGAUCAGGCUCUGUUUGUGUCAGCACUGGUAUCCAGGUAAGCCUGGACAGUACAAUGCCUUCUGGUGACCUGGUUGCAGGACUGACAUUUAGAGGUAAGAGCACCUCAACAGACAUUCAGACAGACAUUUCAUACCUCAAAAAGGGACCAUCUGUGGAAGGGUCAGUGAUGAGCACCAUGGGAGAGUCUUCGGUCUCCUCCUGCGCUCAAACUGACAUUAGCGUGAGUGCUCAGGUCUUGUUGCCGGUCAGUGUGCAGACCCAGACGUUUCCCUCACGGGCCAAAACCACUUCGUCCAUAGGGGCACAGACAGAAACCCUCAACCAGCUGUCUUUUCAACCCUUUAACAGAACUAGGGAGACUCAGACUAAUUACACCCCAGAGGAAAAGGUUCUGAUGAACCAAGCUGUGAUGUGUUCUGGUCUCUUUGAUUCCGAUUCACCAAGUGUCUCCACACAAACAGUCUUGACAGACAUUCCAUUCUGCACCAGUGUUGGUGUUGACCCCCUGAGCACAUCAGAUUCCGUGCUCUACAAUGAUAAAACGGAAGGACCCAUGUUCAACCAGAGUUCAGUGGCAGACAACCAAACUCAGACCAUGACACUUUUCAAUGACUUGGAGAAUAUCCUGUCUCAUGGCAUUGGUGAUGGGACCCUGGAGAAUGACCAGGCACUGUCCGCAUCAGCAGCAGGCUGCGGAUCAGGACUGGAACACGUGCAGGAGAACAGCGCAGGUAUUGACUUUGACUUCGAGGAGUUCCUAAGUGCUGCACACAUUCAGACACAGACCGAGGAGAGUGAUCUGGGAGGCUUGAGCUCAGAGACGCAACUGGAGCUGCUUGACAUUGAGACACAAACCGACUUCCUGCUCCUUGACAACCUCAGUGGAAGUGAUGUUACUAGAACUCAGUCAAACGACUUGGAGCAGGAAAUGUUUGACACACAGACACAGACAGACCUGAACUUCCUGCUCAACCCAAGCGGUCACAUGUCGUUUGGGAAUAUCCUGAGACAGUCUAGCUUCAACAUGAGCACUGAGUCUUCAGACAACGAGACUCAGACAGACAUCCGCCCAGCCCCAUUACCCCUGCCAUGCACAUCUGAUGGACACGUGAGGCUUAGCAGCACAGAGACCCAAACAGUAACAAGCUCCUUUGACAGUCUAGGUCACCUGUUCCUUACGAGCAACGAGACCCAAACGGUCAUGGACGACUUUCUGUCAGCCGACGUCGCCUGGAACAUGGAGUCUCAUUUCAGCUCAGUAGAAACACAAACCUGCGAGGAGCUGUACUCUCUUUUUCAACACUCAGAGAAGCCCAACACUUGAGGACACAGCUCCCCCAUGGCGGCUGGAAUUUAGAUCCGAAAGAAACUCUGGCCUCUGAAAUGUACCUUUCUGAGGGAGGCUGAAGGGUCAGAAAAUGGGUGUCCACAAACACUCCUCAGUAGCCUUUAGAAACCCCCUGCCACUAUGUUCACUCACUAAAAUGUCAUUCCAAAUGUGUGAGGUAGUGAAAACAUUUCCGAAAAUGUACUGGCGGCACUUUUAGUUCUCAUUUCUUGGUGAUUUGCACAGCGACCGAAACACUAAAGGAUAAAUUGUAAUCUGUACAGUCAGAACAUGUGUCAUUUCAACACUUUAUGACGGGUGCUCUUUCAUUAAAUGUUUUUUUUUUUUUUUUUAACAUGCCCUCAAUGAAUGUCAACAUAAUGGCAGUUGUGAGAACUCGUACAGAAGAGUGUAAGGUAAUAGAGUUUAAAAUUCAGCAAAGUGAAAGGUAAACUGACAAAACACUAGUGCUCACAUGACAAUAUUUGAAAAAGAAAAACAUUUGGUCAAGCCGUCACUUGUGAGAACUGCCCAUAGACCUCACUGGAAAGAUUCUUUGCAAUUCAGUCAGACACUACUAUUGGCCAAGAAGAUAUUUCUUAACCAAGUUAUUGCUCUUUAUAUAUUUGUGAGCUUGCUGUGAGUGUAAAGCAAACCUUUAUAACCUGUGAUGUAAAUUGUGAAAGUCUACAAUAUGUUAGAUAGAACAAAAGUGUGUCACUGUGAAGAAAGGGUAACUGUGCUCCUUUGCAAGAUUCAUGCUCACAUUUAUUAUUGCUAUCUAUUAAGAAUACACACUCAGUCAUCACAAGGCAACUAUUUCUUUCAAAGUAAUACUGUUUACAUGUGUUUUUGUUCAUUAAGCCUACCUAAAUACUUUGGGCAUGAGCUUUUGAAAUCUCACAGAAAUACCUGCAUUGAAUGUGCAUUUUUGUAUUUAUUUGUCUUGUUAACUAUUUGCACGGUUAUUUUUGUUUGUUGGUGCCUUAUUUUAAUAGAAGGUAAGCGAUGGCCAUUUCGUUGUAGGUGGUGAUACUGAGACAUAAUAUACCAUGAUGUAUAGUGGAUAAUCCAACAUGUUUUUUUUGUGAUUUUUUUAUUUUUUUAUUUUAUUUCCCCCCUCCUGGUUAAAUACUGUUUUGGCUGUGUGGGCAUUUGGCUUUUGGAUAACCAAUGCCCAACUACAAGUUGCUGUGUAAAGCAAAAAGAUACUUGUGUGGAUGUCUGAAUAUCUGCCAUGGAAACCAUAUUAACCAGCAUUCCAUAUUUGUUGUGUGUGUGAGAGAGUGUUGCAUCAAAGCAUGUGGUAGUCAUUAUAAAUCUAGCUGAAUCCAGCACCUGCUGCUUCUGCAACCUUGCAAGUUAACCUUAUACCAGUGCCUAUGUCAUUUCCAUUCUUCAUACAUUUUGACUGUGUGUGUGUGUGUCUGUUUUACUAUGUUUGAAAGGAAGGACAUGGCCACUUGCAUUGUUUACCAUUCAACCACUCUGUAUCCUUUUACUUUGUUUCUGGAACAGAAUGUGUAAACCUAGAAUCACAGCCAAAUGUACUCUGUAAAAUAUUUAGAUGCUGUUGUUGAGAAUACGUAGUGUCUCAGCAGAUACUUGAUUAAUACUAGUUGCUUGAUUGGAAACAAGACACCUUCUUUUUUCUUUUUUUUUCAGAAGUACAAUCACCCUUUAGAGUCUGACCAAUAACUUGGUCCCCAAGUGUAAUUUUUCAUGUAUGUUAUGUCCAUAGAUAUAGAAUGGUAUUCUAUGUCUAUGUUUAUCUCUGUUAACUGUAGAAUGCAAGUAGCACAGUGCCCAUACAGGCUGAGAUGGCAAACAGUUGUGUGUGUGUGUGUGUGUGUGUGUGUGUGUGUGUGUGUGUGUGUGUGUGCGUGUGCGUGUGCGUACAAAGAGAAAGAGGGAACCUAUUAGGAUGGCCCCACGUCCAGUCCUUUUGAGUGAAAUUUACCUCAUCAAAAUGUAAAGCAAAAUGACAAACACUUGUUACUGAUUACUGUUACUGAUGGUAUUAUCAUUUUGGUGUGUAAUUAUUUUCUGCAUUUUCCAAAGCUGGAUUCACACUUCCCAUCUCAAACUUUAAAGAAAUAUAUUAUACUGAUCUGAUCACAAACUGGAAAAAACAAUAUUUGUUAAUGUUUCCAUUUUCAACAAAUUGUUCAAAACUGUGUUAACUUAUACCUGAAAUGUUUACUUAAAGCGCUUUGUUUUUUUCCAGAGAAAGCAUGCUAUUUUGUUUGUGCCAUGAUGAGUUCACUUGAGUUUCCUUCCUGUCAAGGAGGUUAAUUCUGUUGUUGCACAAGCAUAAUAAAUGAGCAUUAUAAAUCA
Clupea harengus (Atlantic herring) is the source of this 4794-nucleotide messenger RNA. It is a transcript of the gene atmin, whose product is annotated as ATM interactor. Gene Ontology annotation, cellular component: nucleus. The record is from RefSeq and is a predicted model, not a curated record. NCBI's taxonomy places the organism in Eukaryota, Metazoa, Chordata, Actinopteri, Clupeiformes, Clupeidae. Gene Ontology annotation, molecular function: transcription cis-regulatory region binding; DNA-binding transcription factor activity, RNA polymerase II-specific. Gene Ontology annotation, biological process: positive regulation of transcription by RNA polymerase II.